This is a messenger RNA of Pocillopora damicornis (cauliflower coral), 1281 nucleotides long. RefSeq lists its product as uncharacterized. The record is from RefSeq and is a predicted model, not a curated record. NCBI's taxonomy places the organism in Eukaryota, Metazoa, Cnidaria, Anthozoa, Scleractinia, Pocilloporidae.
AUGAAAACGGCACAAAAAAAGCUAUUAGGCCGCACCGAAAAAGCGAACAAUAACAAACAAGCACAACAAAAACAAGUUUCUCAACAAGAAGGCGACGAAGAUUUCUUUAAAGAUGGACUUGACGGGGAUUUUUGGAAUAAGGUUUAUGUAAGACAGAGUCAAGGAUUGUCGUGGAAAAUAGCUAUGGACGAAGAGCGUGUUGAAAGGCUGAUCCAGAGGUGCAAGGGUAGUGGAGAAUUGAUUGAUGAAGAUCCAGCUCUAGUGAUGUUAAAGAAGUGGCCAGUAUCUAAGCAAUACAGAGAAAAUCCUGAACGUCUUCCAGGCCUUGAACAGUCGAUAAAUCGGUUGUUGGAGAUUCUACUACGAAGUAAAUUCAACUUAGGAGAUAGAUAUAAGAUGUUUAGAGAUGAAGAUGACAAAGCUCGAAAGACAUUGCUGCACUAUGCUGCAGAACUUGGCUUUUUGUAUGUCACUAAAACCCUGGUGAAGAUUUAUCCAGGACAGCUGAUUUUGAUGACAAAAUCUCAAUUAAAACCCCUCAAAAAAAGGGCUAUGUUACCAGUCGAGUUGGCUUUGGAAGCAGAGAAGGAUGACGUGGCAGCAUAUUUGAUUAGAGUGAUGCGGCAUGAAAGUGUCCAAAGUUUAUUUUCUUGGAGACCAGGUAAUCUGACAAACCCCCAGCCAUCAUGUUUUAGUUUCAAGUCUAUCAUUGAGAAUGCCAAAAUGCAGAAAACAGUAGUGGCUGUAUUAGACCAGAUGGUGAACCCUCACUGGCCACAUCUUCCUAAACGCAAGGACAGUUAUGAAACUGAAGAAGAGAGAGAGGCAGUUGAAGGGGCCUGGAAUACAAUCCCAUAUGAUCCGUUAAACUAUCACUUUUAUUAUCACAUCUUGGAGGGUGAUGAUGGGGGACGGCCCCCAAAGAUUUUGGCGUCAGAUGAACCCAUGUGGAUAGAGAACAAAUACUUUAACUGGCGGGAAAAGUCUUGCUUACAUGUAAUAGCAAAAAGUAAUAAUAAGGAGGCUUUACAACAUCCUGCGGUCAGAAUGCUCAUUAAAACGAAAUGGAAGAACUACGGUUUUUGGUUUCUGAGCCUUCAAGCAGCCCUGUAUGUCAUCUUCUUGAUGUUCUUAACAUACUCUCUGCUUCAUGCCUCAACAAAAACGGAUCCCACGCAGUACAGCGGUGUGGCAGAUGCUCUACGUGGAUUUUGUGAAGUUGUUACUCUUCUUAUGGCCGCCUUCUAUGUCUGUGAGGAAUUAAUUCAAAUUAGAAUGUAA